Molecule: messenger RNA, 1779 nt
Organism: Odobenus rosmarus divergens (Pacific walrus)
Lineage: Eukaryota; Metazoa; Chordata; Mammalia; Carnivora; Odobenidae
Gene: ARSD
Product: arylsulfatase D
Exons: 10
Coding region: 1-1779 (592 amino acids)
Molecular function (GO): arylsulfatase activity
Source: RefSeq, a predicted model, not a curated record
AUGGGACCCAGGGCUCCGAGGGGAUGCAGCGCGCCCGCUGCCAGGGACUCUUUGUCGGUUCUACUCCUCCUAUGUUUGCUCUCGAGGACUUCCGAGUUAAAAGCUGCAAAUGCCUUUAAACCCAAUAUUCUACUGAUAAUGGCAGACGAUCUUGGCAUUGGGGAUCUUGGUUGCUAUGGGAACGAUACGCUCAGGACACCCAACAUCGACCAGCUUGCAGAGGAAGGUGUGAGGCUCACCCAGCACCUGGCGGCCGCCCCCCUCUGCACCCCCAGCAGAUCUUCCUUCCUCACGGGGAGGCACUCCUUCAGAUCCGGCAUGGAUGCUGAUGAUGGGUACCGUGUCCUCCAGUGGAACGGGGGAUCGGGCGGACUCCCCGUGAAUGAAACCACGUUUGCGAGAAUCCUGCAGCAGCAGGGUUAUGCCACCGGCCUCAUAGGAAAAUGGCACCAGGGUGUGAACUGUGAAUCCCGCACCGACCACUGCCACCACCCACUGAACCACGGAUUUGACUAUUUUUAUGGCAUGCCUUUCACGCUUGUGAAUGACUGUCAGCCAGGCAGGGCCCCGGGACUGGACGCCGCGACUAGAAGCAGGCUGUGGCAUUACACGCAGAUGGCGGCACUGGGGGUCCUGACUGUUGCUGUUGGCAAGACUUGGGGGUUAAUCUCUGUGUCCUGGAAGGUAGUCCUGGGCGCAGCUAGUGUCGUCUUCCUCUUCUUUGUCUCCUGGUACGCCAGCUUUGGGUUUGUGCGUCGUUGGAACUGUAUCCUGAUGAGAAACCAUGACGUCACAGAGCAGCCCAUGGUUUUGGAAAGAGCGGCGAGUCUCAUGCUACACGAGGCAAUUUCCUAUAUUGAAAGAAAUAGGCACAGGCCAUUCCUUCUGUUCGUGUCCUUGCUGCAUGUACACAUUCCCCUGGUAACUACAAAACAGUUUCUUGGAAAAAGCCAGCACGGCUUAUAUGGCGACAACGUGGAGGAGAUGGAUUGGCUUGUAGGUGAAAUCCUUAAAGCCGUUGAAGUAAACGGUUUGAAAAACACGACAUUCACGUAUUUUACCUCUGAUCACGGAGGACAUUUGGAGGCAAGGGACGAACGUGGCCAGCUGGGGGGAUGGAAUGGAAUAUUCAGAGGUGGCAAAGGGAUGGGGGGCUGGGAAGGUGCGAUCCGUGUCCCGGCGAUCUUCCGCUGGCCUGGGGUGCUGCCAGCUGGCCAAAUGAUCCACGAGCCCACCAGCCUGAUGGAUGUUUUCCCCACCGUGGUCCAGCUGGGGGGCGGCGAGGUGCCCCAGGACAGGGUGAUCGAUGGCCGUAGCCUGGUGCCCUUGCUUCAAGGGGCUGCUGAGCACUCUGCACAUGAGUUCCUGUUUCAUUACUGUGGAAAGUAUCUGCAUGCAGCACGCUGGCACGAGAAGGACAGUGGAAGACUCUGGAAGGUCCACUACAUGACACCGCAGUUCCACCCCAAGGGGGCGGGGGCCUGCUACGGCCGAGGCCUGUGCCCCUGCUCUGGGGACGGCGUGACCCAGCACAGCCCGCCUCUGCUCUUCGACCUCUCCAGGGACCCUUCCGAGGCAGAGCCCCUGUCCCCUGACUCCGAACCCCGGUACCACGCGGUGGUAGCAAGGGUGGGCGAGGCAGUGGAUCAGCACAGGAAGACCCUGAGUCCUGUGCCCCCCCAGUUUUCCCUGAGCAACAUCAUCUGGAAGCCAUGGCUGCAGCCGUGCUGUGGAACCUUCCCCUUGUGCGCGUGUGGGCAGGACGGAGGUCCCCAAUGA